This is a messenger RNA of Helianthus annuus (common sunflower), 1615 nucleotides long. RefSeq names its product 4-hydroxybenzoate geranyltransferase 2. Gene Ontology annotation, cellular component: mitochondrial inner membrane. Lineage: Eukaryota; Viridiplantae; Streptophyta; Magnoliopsida; Asterales; Asteraceae. The transcript has 8 exons. Gene Ontology annotation, molecular function: prenyltransferase activity. Bases 209 to 1375 code for a protein of 388 amino acids. Gene Ontology annotation, biological process: ubiquinone biosynthetic process. The record is from RefSeq and is a predicted model, not a curated record.
AAAAUAAGAAAAACAACUAACCCCACCGACUUUCUCUGGCUUUGAAACCCUAACCGGCAAAUAUGAGCGGGGUGGGAGCAUGGUAACGAUUGGUGGUAGCGUUGACGGUGUUCAACAGCCACCGGAACAGAAACAGGUGAUCGGAAUUUGAGAAACAUUGAUAUGCAAACAUCAUCAACUUGCUGACACUCUAAAACCCUAGCCAACAAUGGCGUUACUACUCUGUUUCUCUCGAUCUUCUCGCAAUCUUCACCGUCACGUCUCACUCGCAAUAUCCCAAUCCAUUUUCCCUCAUCUAACCAACCCUUCCGGUAAUCACUGUUCAUCUAAUUCCAAUUCGAACACACAAUUGUACAUCCCAAAGUUCCACAAUUCCAGGUUUAGCUACUUCAAUUGGAUACAAGUAGGUCAAGGUUAUGGCAUUUCUACGUCUCCGCAUAGUUUCAGGGAUCUAGAAAAGGAAAAACGUGACAAGCGUCCUUCUGCUUCGUGGAUUGAUCUGCAUUUGCCGCAAAUUGUACGGCCGUAUGCGCAUCUUGCUCGCCUCGACAAGCCUAUUGGGACUUGGUUACUUGCUUGGCCAUGUAUGUGGUCGAUCACAUUAGCAGCAUCCCCUGGACACCUUCCUGAUUUUAAGAUGAUGGCACUGUUUGGCUGUGGAGCCUUUCUGUUACGGGGUGCCGGAUGUACUAUCAAUGAUUUGCUUGACCGCGAUAUUGAUACAAAGGUGGAACGAACAAAGUCAAGACCAAUUGCAAGCGGUGCCUUGACACCAUCUCAGGGGGUUUCUUUUCUUGGUUUACAAUUGCUUUUGGGUCUUGGUAUUCUUCUCCAGCUAAACAACUAUAGCAUCAUAUUGGGGGCUUCAUCUUUGUUACUUGUCUUUUCAUAUCCCCUUAUGAAAAGGAUUACAUUUUGGCCUCAAGCUUUUCUUGGCUUAACUUUUAAUUGGGGAGCAUUAUUGGGAUGGUCUGCCAUUAGGGGAAGCCUUGAUCCUGCUAUCGUGUUGCCGCUUUAUCUUUCUGGAGUAUUUUGGACACUCGUCUAUGAUACUAUAUAUGCCCAUCAGGAUAAAGAAGAAGAUAAGAUAGUUGGAGUGAAGUCUACAGCCUUAAGAUUUGGGGAUUCCACAAAGUUGUGGGUCAGCGGAUUUGGAAUCGCUUGCAUUAGUAGCCUUGCACUCAGUGGCUUCAAUGCAAAUCUUGCAGGAUUGCCAUAUUAUGUGUUUUUGGCAGCAGCAUCUGGUCAACUAGCAUGGCAAAUUUGGACAGUAGACAUAUCCUCUGCACCUGAUUGCAGUAGAAAAUUUGUGUCAAACAAGUGGUUUGGAGCCCUCGUGUUUGGUGGCAUUCUAAUGGGCAGACUAUCAUCAUAACAGUUAGACCAGACCCGUGCGGUUGAACCCACCAAAUUUUUGAAGGUGUUUGUUAUUUAUAGUAGACCGACUAAUAAAAGGAGGGUCGUUCAAUAGAGAAUUUGUUUUAGUUAGAGAACUCCAAGAACAAGUGGUUAAAAAGUGGUAUUUGUUGUUGUAACGGUAAUAAAUGUUACAGAACCGUAUAAUUGUCUCUGUUAUCUCUCACUACAUCUAAUAAUCACUACGUACAACUGCUAA